UUUAAUAGACCAUUUUUUUCAGACGGAAUUGUUUUUCCGGAUCAGUCGAGUUCAAGCUCGAGUUGUGAUUCAUUUUCAAUAGGUAUGAAUUUGGACUCAUACAAUGCAGCCCUAAGUAAUGGAAUACAAUAUCCAAGUGCAUGUCCAUGCACUUAUCCAUGUAGCAUUUCAAAUGUCUGGCAAUUCAUUCGAUUUUAUUACAUCAGAGCUGGAAGUUCAUAUUUUUAUCUUCUUGAUGUGAACAGCCCCAGUACAUUUACAUCGACAGAUCGCCAAGGAAAAAUCAAAUUCCUACUUCAUGAUUUUGCAGAUAGAGUACAAUUCAAUGGCUCCGGAUGGAUGGAACCAGUGGGAAAACAACUUGCAAAUGCAAUUGAUGGCCUCGUAAUUUUAGUUGAUUAUGGAACAUUAAGCAGCUGUACGUAUUCUCGAGUUGUAUCGGAAAUCGUUCCAUCGAUCGGAUAUUAUUUGGCACAAUUUAUUUCGAAUUUUUAUCUUAAUGUUAGUCAAAUUGAAUUGAUUGGUUUUGGACUCGGUGCUCAUAUUUCCGGUUACACGGGUUGUGCUUUAAAUGGCGCCAUCAAUCGCAUAACAGGGCUAGAUCCAACCGCGGAUAAUUUCAAUGGAGGCGGUUUAAAUAAAACGUGCGCCUCAUUUGUGCAAGUAUUACACACAGAUACACAAAAAUAUGGAACCCAAAGUUUACUCGGACAUGCAGACUUUUAUGCAAGCAGAUAUAGUAAUAACCAACCUGGAUGCACGCAUAAUUUUUGUGACCAUACCAAAGCAAUCUAUUACUAUUUUGCUUCAACGUUUUCGCAAUAUGGAUUUAUUGGGAAUGAUUGUGAUCAAGUAUGCUCCUUCUCGAGUUGUACAAGUCGCUUUGGUCUGUAUAAUGACGGCAAAAGUGGUGAUUUCUGCUUUGGUGUGGCCACUUGUUUUCCAUAUGCUCUUCAAACAAUUACCACAAGCACAACAUGUCCAUAUCCAUUUUCAUAUCCAUUACUUCCAUCAUACCCUCUUCCACCACCAAUCGCACCACCAAUUCCACCAAGACGAAAGAAACGAAAACCACAUCGCAGAAAACCAACACCAUGCCCUCGUCGGUGCCGAAGCAAAUACAGACGACAUUGUGAAUGUUAUUCCAAAAGAUAAUUUAAAUAGAAUACACAUUAGAACAAUUUCAGUUCCGAGCAACAUCUCCGAGGCAUAUUUUGAAUUCUCGAUGCAUGUAUUUUUAAAAUUGUAUAUUGAUUCUUUUUAACUAAAGAUAAUCAGUAAAUCAUUCUUUAUUACGAUGUAUACCAGAGGUUACAAACGGGAAAAAAUCUUGAACAAAACUGGCGACUACGGUUUUUUUAUAAUCGUCGAUCUUAUAAAGUAUGAUUCUAGUACGAAGAAUUUUAAAUAAUCAUAAAUGUAUUUGAAAUAAAGUGCUUUUAGUCUGUA
Messenger RNA from Contarinia nasturtii (swede midge), 1449 nucleotides. RefSeq names its product lipase member H-like. The transcript has 4 exons. The record is from RefSeq and is a predicted model, not a curated record. Bases 85 to 1155 code for a protein of 356 amino acids. Lineage: Eukaryota; Metazoa; Arthropoda; Insecta; Diptera; Cecidomyiidae. Gene Ontology annotation, molecular function: lipase activity.